AUGAGACGCGGUAUAUUCCUCGCUGUGUUGCUCAGCCUGGUGUUGAGCCUUUCGAAAGGACAAAACACUGAGAAACCUGAGGCAACUUCAGCUCCAGCAGCCACCACAACUGCAGGACAAAACACUGAGAAACCUGAGGCAACUUCAGCUCCAGCAGCCACCACAACUGCAGGACAAAACACUGAGAAACCUGAGGCAACUUCAACUCCAGCAGCCACCACAACUGCAGGACAAAACACUGAGAAACCUGAGGCAACUUCAACUCCAGCAGCCACCACAACUGCAGGACAAAACACUGAGAAACCUGAGGCAACUUCAACUCCAGCAGCCACCACAACUGCAGGACAAAACACUGAGAAACCUGAGGCAACUUCAACUCCAGCAGCCACCACAACUGCAGGACAAAACACUGAGAAACCUGAGGCAACUUCAACUCCAGCAGCCACCACAACUGCAGCAGGGAACUUCUGUUACCCAGAUUCUUGUGGAGCAAGUUUGGCUCAAUGUCUUUCUUUAAAUAGCACUUAUACCUGCCAGUGCCCAUAUGGACUCUACUACAGCGAUAAGGGUUGUCAGACAGGGAGAACAUUCUCCGGGUUCAUUAUACUGAAAGAAAAAUACAGUGAGAAUGUUCACAAUAUAAAUUCUGCGGAGUAUGAAAAGGUGUUCCGAGAGAUACAAGACUUUUUUCAGGAUGCCCUCAAGGAUUUAGGCUUAGAACAGACUGUCAUCGUGAACAUUCAACCUGAGAAUACAUACAGAGCUUCUGAGUCCAUUAAUGUAACAGUGACAAACCUGUUUGUGAAGACGUCAAAUGCAAACCAGGAAAAAAUUAGUGAUGCAAUAACGAAAGCAAUAGCUAACAAUGCAUCCUAUGUCUCCAAGUACAACGGGACAACCAAUUGUGUUGCUUUUGGCUGUGAUCUUCGAACCACAGAGUGCAUAGAUGGAGAGUCCCCAGAAUGUGUGUGCAAAAAGGAUUUCUCCAAGACAAAAUGGGAUGUUCUUUCUUGUUCAGGUUGCAAUGAGAACUGUUCUCCACUUGAGAAUGAGUACUGUGCCAUAGAAGAAGAGGUUCCAUCAUGCAAAUGCCUUCCCAACUUUCAAAGGGAGCAUGAAACAUGUGUAGCCUGUCCAGUGGGCUACUCUGGGGAGGACUGCAAUGACAAUACAGAACUCAGCCUUAUAAUAGUGGGUACCGUGUUGGGAGCCCUUAUCCUGAUUUUAGUUAUAGCAGUUUCUGUCAUUUCUGUAAGAGCCAAACACAGAAAAGAUCCAGAGAAGAGGAGCCUGAUAAAGCAAGGAUAUUACAACUCUGAAGAUGUACACACCACAGUGUUCCCCAGAGUCCAGACCACUUCUGGUCAUGCAAAUGCAGGAUACCAGCCAAACAAUCCGUAUGAGAUGCGUUCCACAAAUAGAGGACCAUUUCCAGAGAGGGAUUAUGAGGAAUCGUAUGACGUGUCUGGGGAGCCUCAGGGCUUUAGGAUGCCGAGGAGAUACUAA
Chaetura pelagica (chimney swift) is the source of this 1506-nucleotide messenger RNA. It is a transcript of the gene MUC13, whose product is annotated as mucin 13, cell surface associated. NCBI's taxonomy places the organism in Eukaryota, Metazoa, Chordata, Aves, Apodiformes, Apodidae. The coding region runs from base 1 to 1506 and encodes 501 amino acids. The transcript is spliced from 18 exons. The record is from RefSeq and is a predicted model, not a curated record.